Molecule: messenger RNA, 1871 nt
Organism: Paramormyrops kingsleyae
Lineage: Eukaryota; Metazoa; Chordata; Actinopteri; Osteoglossiformes; Mormyridae
Gene: nprl2
Product: NPR2 like, GATOR1 complex subunit
Biological process (GO): cellular response to amino acid starvation; negative regulation of TORC1 signaling; positive regulation of autophagy
Cellular component (GO): GATOR1 complex; vacuolar membrane
Molecular function (GO): GTPase activator activity
Source: RefSeq, a predicted model, not a curated record
UUCCGGGGCAAAUUUAAUUCGUAAUGACAUAUUGGAUAGUCUGUGUGUUUGUCUGCAGACGUUUGUGAUUUUAUAUAUUAUUAUUUAUCCUAAGCUUACUUCUGAAACAGUAUACCUGGAACUGUACAACCAAACAUGUCUUAAUGUCUCGCUUACUGUCACGUUCUUUAGUGACGGAUCCAGAUAUUCUGAAGUCCCGCCUUUUAAUAAUCUAAAUAGAGCUUUUCAGUAUGGCGUUUGGUUCAGACUUGUUAUGUGGAACUAUUUCGUAUUAUUUUAUGGUUCGAAGUGCUUAUGUUGAGAUGAUACUACACGAGAGUUUUUAAUCUUUAACGCAUUAGCGGGAUUAAUCUUGAAACUGAAUAUAACGGAGAAAUUUGACUACAGCUGUCAUGCGCUAUGCAAACAGCCACAGCAAAUAAAUAGCCAACAGUUUAUAUUUUAAUGUCGGAUUUGGUGUUUAAACGGAUGAUUAUUUUUGAAUGGUUACGAUUGCUUCGAUCCAAAGUUCUAAAUCUUAAAAAGCUGAAUAAUUCUGAAUUUUAAAAAGUUACUGUUGUGCCGAGAGGUUCUAUUACAGGAAAAUUAUGGAGAAUAAUUGUAGAAUAGAGUGCAUAUUUUUCAGUGAGUUUCACCCUACUUUGGGGCCAAAGAUUACCUACCAGGUUCCUGAAGAAUAUAUUUCAAGAGAAUUAUUUGACACUGUGCAAGUUUACAUCAUUACAAAGCCUGACCUACAAAACAAGCUAAUUACAGUCACAGCAAUGGAAAAGAAGCUGAUUGGUUGCCCGGUGUGCAUCGAGCAUAAGAAGUACAGUCGCAAUGCUCUGCUCUUCAAUUUGGGCUUUGUGUGUGAUGCGCAGGCAAAAACCUGUGCCUUGGAACCAAUUGUGAAAAAGUUGUCUGGAUAUCUCACUACAUUGGAGCUGGAAAGUGGUUUCAUCUCCAAUGAGGAGAGCAAACAGAAACUUGUGCCCAUUAUGUCGACGCUGCUGGAGGAACUCAAUGCCAAAGGAGCUUGUACCUUACCAAUAGACGAGUCCAACACCAUUCACCUGAAACUCAUAGAGCUACGAAAGGAUCCUAUGAUAGUGCAAGAGUAUGAUGUGCCAGUCUUCACUGAGUGCAAGGACCAGUUUAUUAAGUCACAGUGGGAUCUAACCACACAACAGAUAUUACCCUAUAUUGAUGGUUUCAGACACAUCCAAAAGAUUUCUGCGGAAGCUGAUGUGGAAUUGAACCUUGUCCGGAUUGCUGUGCAAAAUUUACUGUAUUAUGGGGUUGUAACAUUGGUUUCAAUAUUUCAGUAUUCCAAUGUGUACUGCACCACUCCCAAAGUACAGAAUCUCAUAGAUGACAAAUCCAUUCAGGAGAAGUGUCUUGCCUACGUCACCAAACCUGGGCAGAAGCGGGCCAGUCUCAGGGAUGUAUUCCAGUUGUAUUGUGGUUUAAGCCCAGGCACCACAGUGCGUGAUCUCUGCUCCCGGUAUUCACAGCAGCUCCAGAGAGUCGAUGAGAGGAAGCUGAUCCAGUUCGGACUGAUGAAGGGUCUGAUUCGUAGGCUGCAGAAGUACCCAGUCAAAGUGGUUCGUGAUGAGCGAAGUCGACCUCCACGCCUCUAUACUGGCAGCCACAGCUAUGAUGAGAUCUGCUGCAAAACAGGAAUGAGCUACAGAGAACUGGAUGAACGACUGGAGAAUGACCCCAAUAUCAUUGUCUGCUGGAAAUGACUCCAGUAAUGCUGAACUGGAAUUGAGGGAUUAUUAAUUAUUAAUAUCUUGCUGUGAAUAUAGUGGGGAAAAAAAUGUUUAUUUGCCUGCAAUUUUAUGUUUUGUAAUGUAUGAAAUGAAUUAAAGCUGUAAAUAAAACAA